AUGGAGGAUUCGAUUACGCAAUUUCGCGACGGCAUAGCUCGAUUCUGCACCCACCUUGAAUCCAGUUCCGCCGCUCUCCUCCAGUCCAUCAACCGCCUUCCCAUCCCUUUCGAUUCUGCUUCGUUGUCGUUCGUGCAAUGCCUGAACCGUCGUGUAUCCACUGCCACCAGUGAUCUCAACCUCUUAGAGUCGAUGACUUCCGAUACGGUGUCGUUUGAGGAGUUGCUUGGUCACUGCAAUGAGGUUUUCAAGAAGAAUCAGAAUGAUAUUGUUGAGCUCGAGGAUCGCCUUUCUGUCUUCGGAUAUGUUCCUGAGGCGGAGAUUGAUGAAUCUGAAGAGGACUGGAAUGAAUCACAACCUAAUACUAGUUUGGAUUUAAAGAACCCAAUGGAAGAUGACUCUUUAUUUGAUGAUACAUUGAGCUUGCAGAAUCUUGGGAUUUCUGAUGCCUCUCUUGCCACUAUUGUAUCCGAAGGCAACAACAAGAUGGAGUUACAGGGACUAUCUGAACCAGCCACAGAUAUCUCAGAAAUAGAAAAGGAUGACCGAAAUGAGUUGAAAGCAUUUGAAGGUUCCCAAUCUUUAAUAGACGUACCUAAAGAUGUUUAUGAAAGUCUUCCUUCAUAUAUGAAAAGUUUAGCAUCUUGGGAGGAUAUGCUUGCUGCUGUUGAGAAAAUGAACUUGAGACUCAAACAGAAAAUCAGGAAUCGCAAUUUCUUCACCCAAGAUGAAGUUUCAUCAUUGGAAUUAGGCCCGAAAACCAGAUCAUAUUUGCUGUUACUCGUGAAGAUGAACCGUUUAGUCGUUGAGACGAUUGAUGGCUUGAUUUCGUAUAGAGUACUUUAGCCAAAUAUACAACUUCCCUAUUGGUUUUUGUUGGAUUAAGUCAUGGGGAUUUGUUUGAUUUCAUUCCAUUGUAGGAAAAUUACAAGUUUGGACAGUUCACCAAUCUGUCUUGUUUGAUGCUUCUUUUUAUUUAACAAUAUUUGUUGUUGGUGAUCGUGAGCUUAAAUUAAAUUGGGUUUCU
Messenger RNA from Cynara cardunculus var. scolymus (artichoke), 1027 nucleotides. RefSeq lists its product as uncharacterized. Gene Ontology annotation, biological process: chromosome segregation. Lineage: Eukaryota; Viridiplantae; Streptophyta; Magnoliopsida; Asterales; Asteraceae. The record is from RefSeq and is a predicted model, not a curated record. Bases 1 to 846 code for a protein of 281 amino acids. Gene Ontology annotation, cellular component: outer kinetochore. The transcript is spliced from 8 exons.